AGAUGUUAUUUACUAUAUUUGAAGAGAUGGAGCUGCGCCUUAGAAGGAAGGGCGGUGAGAGCUACUCAGGACUGUUCUCGUUACUACGACGCUGCUGCGAAUCUUGCUCAAAAUAUCUACUAUACCACUGAUGGGAAGUACGUUCAAAAAGAAGGAAUGAAUAGAGUAAUCUAUGAUGCCAUGUACCAGUGGACGAUGCCAGCCGAAUACUACAGCCAGAAAAUAGAAGUACCAAAAUUCAGACCUUUCAACGUAACGAAGUAUCGAAAUACCGCGAUUCUCACGUUCGCGAAUAUGGCAAAUGAAAACAUUUACGAAAUCGGCUGCAAUUAUGAGCAGUGCUUCGACAGAAAUGGCAAUGUGACCGAAGCUGUGUUCUUCUGCUUCUACAACAAAAUUAUUACUGGAGCGAUAGACAUAUACGUGAUAGGAGACGGGAGGGGCUGUGAAUAUGAUCCUCAGUUGUGCGCGUCAGGGUCCUGCAAGGGUCUACUAUGUCGACUAUGA
Molecule: messenger RNA, 507 nt
Organism: Ostertagia ostertagi
Lineage: Eukaryota; Metazoa; Nematoda; Chromadorea; Rhabditida; Trichostrongylidae
Source: the annotation of a GenBank genome assembly